CACCAGGCUUAAUUUUGUUUGGUUCUCCGCCGAGGCAACACUCACAGGCUAAGUCGCGCGCGCGCUCCUGUUAAUUUUUUUCGGCCUCUCGAUUUUAUUUGGUUUUUCUUUUCGUUUUUGCGUUUUUCCUCUUGCGCAUAUUUUCUUUUUGGAAUUUUUGUUUCAAGUUAUCUACGAGUUUUCCGGAUAUUUUUUCACUUCCAAGUAAAGUUCUGUUUUGUUUCCUUUUUUCGCGUGUUUCGCUGCAUGUUUGUGAAAUUUGGCGCUUAUUUGCUGAAAUUUGGAACAUCGAUUUGCUGCCAAUCGGAAGUAGCUGGCAGCUGGCCAAGAGGAAGUCAGUCUGGUGGAAAACGCGGAGUUUGAACUGCUUCUGGUUUAUUUCGCAAGCGAGCACAUGAGAGGAAAAGUGUGCCACCGAAUGUGAUAUAUGGAUCCGAAAGUAUCCGACAAAGUGUCUUGAAAAGUAAUAUUUUACAAACCAGUGGUCUGAAAAUACUGUGUUAUGUAAAGCCAUUUUUGUGUACAACACGCUCCGGAAAAGUUGGCUACAAACGGUGGAAAAGCAGAACCAGAAGAAAAUUUACACACACACACACGGGCGAAGAAAUAAGUGCAAAUAUUUUAUUUAGAGGUGCAGAAAAUAUUUCGCGUGCGCGACCCUAAAAAUAGCCAAAUUUAUUACUUUUGUUUGAAGCGUGUUUAUUAUUGUAGAUAACGAGCACUUCACCGGAAGCUGCAAGUGAAAUUUAUUGCUCCAAACGUCGCGCGCCAUCUCCGCGGGGAUAGAAACAGACGGAACUAGAGAACGUGAAUACCAUCACCAUCAGUAUUACUAUAAUAUAAGUUCAGAACGACCGACGACGACGACGACGACGAACCCCUGAACCAAAGGGUAGUUUUUAUCACGAGACACGUUUUAACCAACCAACCCCCCUGCAGUCAACUGAGCCAAAUCGAAACGGAUAAGAGACUACUUUUGUGCUUAUACACACACACAUACACUCACGCAUACAUACAAAAAACGCCAGCACUUUUUACAAGUGCCGAGAGGACUACUAAUAUAAGUAACUACUUCCACCACUACUACUACUAAGAGGAAGUGCCGGGAAGGCUUGUGGCAUGAUGACGAACGGAAUCGCGGAAACUCAGCAGCAAAACGGGGGCAGCCAGGAGGACUCCAAGACCAACCUCAUCGUCAAUUACCUGCCCCAGCAGAUGACCCAGGAGGAGAUCCGGUCGCUGUUUUCCAGCAUCGGCGAGGUCGAGAGCUGCAAGCUCAUUCGGGACAAAGUUACGGGUCAAAGCCUUGGCUAUGGCUUCGUCAACUAUCAGCGGGCGGAGGACGCAAGCAAAGCCAUCAAUACACUGAACGGCCUACGGCUGCAAAAUAAGCAGAUUAAGGUAUCAUUUGCACGACCAAGUUCCGAAGCAAUAAAGGGAGCGAACCUGUACGUGUCCGGGCUGCCGAAGAACAUGCUCCAGUCGGACCUGGAGUCGCUGUUCAGUCCGUACGGGCGCAUCAUUACCUCCCGCAUAUUGUGUGACAAUAUUACAGCACGUCAGUAUGCUUCCGCGUCCGGAGAAGUGUCCCCCGGUCUUUCCAAGGGCGUCGGCUUCAUCCGGUUUGACCAGCGCACCGAGGCGGAGAAGGCAAUCAAGGAGCUGAACGGUACCAUUCCGAAGGGGUCCACCGAGCCGAUCACGGUCAAGUUCGCCAACAAUCCGAGCAACACCAAGACGGUGCCCCCGCUGGCGGCCUACCUGGGACCGCAGGCGGCGCGACGGUUCGCCGGUCCGAUGCACCACCCGACGGGACGAUUCAGUGCUAUUCCCAAUUACAGAUACUCGCCGCUGGCCGGGGACCUGCUGGCCAACUCGAUGAUUCCGACUAACGCCAUCGCGAAUGGGUCCGGCUGGUGCAUCUUUGUGUACAACCUCGCGCCGGAAACGGAGGAGAACGUCCUGUGGCAGUUGUUCGGCCCGUUCGGCGCCGUGCAGUCGGUGAAGGUCAUUAAGGACCUGCAGACAAACAAGUGCAAGGGCUUCGGCUUCGUCACGAUGACCAACUACGACGAAGCGGUCGUAGCGAUUCAAUCCCUCAACGGGUACACCCUCGGAAACCGGGUCCUGCAGGUCAGCUUUAAAACCAACAAGUCGAAGAACGCGUAAAGUGGGUCCAACCGAAUCCCUCCCUCGCUCCCACUACAAGCAGUUUAACACCGGACAACGUCGCGUAGCAAACGAGACCGAUUUGUUUUUUGUUGUCGUCUUCAUUUUAAAUUAAUUACAACUCGAGCAGCCGCUAUCACAUCGAAUCAGUUUCGACCACGAGAACGACAACCACCUGGGUUUUGAGUUUUAGGGUUAGCAAUAUAUAUGAAGCAGUAUUCCGUACUCGACGCUGAACAGAUCGAAAAAGAACAGAAGGGCAUCAUCAAACACGAAACAAUGCAUUGUGGCCAACGACAAGGUGUAGGACGAUAUUGAUGUGUCUAUAAUUCCAAAAAGAAGAAGAAUAAGUGUUGAACACGUGCUCACUCAGAGGCUCCAACUUUUGAUAGGGAAAACAUUUUUAGACGAAUUUAACGCGAAUCUAACACGUUUGCGUGUGCAUGAACUCGUAGAGAAUUUUAUACAAAUACACGGUUGAGGUGAGAAAAUGAGAUUUUUGCGAGGUACGACAGAGGAUGCGAGUAGGACGCAGGGGAGUGCUGUUCCAAUUUUUCUUGAGUUAGUUUCGAUAUUUUUGAGUUUGAGUUCAACUGGGUUUCGUUGGCUAGUUUCAGUUUGAUGAGUUCAUUUGCAAUUAUUUCUCAAUUCGUAUUGUAUAAUUAAUUUCAUUGAUAUGUUUUAGAGGAUUUUUUGUGCUUACGAGUAGGUUUUCAUUAGUUUUGAUUCAAGCGGAAUGUCUUAGUUUGAUUAGCAGUCUUGUUUUCUUAAUUUUGUUUACGAUAAGUUGAAUAAAACAAUAAAACAUUGAAUUUAUUCGUUUUAAGUUCGACAUCGAAAGAUGAAGCGAAAAUACCUGAGUUUAUCUAAGUCAGAGUAUGAUUCUAGUCCCCUCUGGUUACGAUUUAAGUAUGCCAUAUUUUAUCUUAUUCAAACUUAUGUAUCUUAUUUAUAUUAAUAGUGGUAUUUAUUAUUUAUCUCACAGUGUAAAUUAUUCGUUAGCCUUAAUUAUUUCACCCUUAUCGCAUUAUAGUUUGUGGGUAGUUUUGUUUUAUGUUUUGUGCACUACACAGUGAGGCGAAAAAGAUGAACGAGUAAAGUCUACAGAUAAAAUCAACAAAAA
This is a messenger RNA of Culex quinquefasciatus (southern house mosquito), 3292 nucleotides long. Its product is annotated as ELAV-like protein 3. Gene Ontology annotation, cellular component: ribonucleoprotein complex. Gene Ontology annotation, molecular function: RNA binding. NCBI's taxonomy places the organism in Eukaryota, Metazoa, Arthropoda, Insecta, Diptera, Culicidae. The record is from RefSeq and is a predicted model, not a curated record. The transcript is spliced from 8 exons. The coding region runs from base 1120 to 2169 and encodes 349 amino acids.